Molecule: messenger RNA, 2307 nt
Organism: Cervus elaphus (red deer)
Lineage: Eukaryota; Metazoa; Chordata; Mammalia; Artiodactyla; Cervidae
Product: zinc finger protein 773-like
Exons: 5
Coding region: 586-1830 (414 amino acids)
Biological process (GO): regulation of transcription by RNA polymerase II
Molecular function (GO): DNA-binding transcription factor activity, RNA polymerase II-specific; RNA polymerase II cis-regulatory region sequence-specific DNA binding
Source: RefSeq, a predicted model, not a curated record
CCUUCGGUGGUGGGAGGGGCUGUCGUUUUGGGGGGUCUCUUGGGUCUGUGUGUUUGAUGAGAGGCUCCGGGAAGCUGGUGUUGAACUGGGGUGACGGGAGAGGGAAGCCGCGAGAGGAGGCCGGCGUUCUCUUCUCGGCACUAAUGCGGGUCUGACGUUCAGCAGCGGCUCCCGGGAGUCACCUGAUUGCUACACCGGGACAGGGAUGCCUGGGGCCCGACCUGGUCCACAGCUCCUGGCCCCGCUCCGCCCACAGAGUCCGAUGGCAGCGGCCGCUCUGACAGUCCCGCCUGAGGAACCUUGAGGUCAGCACAAAGUCACAUGGGGUCCCCUGGGACUCUUGGUGGGCAUGAUGUGAGACAAGUGGACCUGGGCUUUGAACAAGUGUCAGAGGACGCUAAGACAGAGGGGACUGCUUUGUAACAGAAUGGAAGAGGGCUGAGUGUACCAGAGAUCUACUUCAGGUUUCAAGAUGCUGAGGAUGAAGCCAGGGGCCGAGUGACCUUUGAGGACGUGGCUGUCUACUUCUCCUGGGAGGAGUGGGGGCUCCUUGAUGAGGCCCAGAGGCUCCUGUACCACGGGGUGAUGCUGGAGACCUUCUCACUGAUGGCGUCUCUCGGACUCACAUCGUUCAGGACCCAUGACAUGACUCAGCUGGAGCAAUGGGAGGAGCCCUGUGUGCCUGCCGAGGGAGUCUCAACCACAGCCACACCAGCAGGUUGUUGGUGUGGAGCAGAGGUUGACAAGGCACCUUCUGAGCAGAGUGGUUGUGUAGAAGUGGACAGAGCAAACCUUCACCAACACCAGGACUUGAACUCUGGAGAGAAACCCUCAACAAGAGAAGAGCAUGAGGCGAGUGGGAAGAUCUCCCCAGGAAGCUCUGGUCUUCCCAAGCCUCAGGUGGCUCCUAGUGGAGGGGAGCCAUGCAGGAGCACCAAAAGUGGGGAAGGCGUUCCCCCUGGAAAAAGGUAUUACAGGUGUAGUGAGUGUGGGAAAGCCUUUGGUCAGAAAUACUUACUUGUUCAGCACCAGAGACUACACACAGGAGAAAAGCCUUAUGAAUGCAGUGAAUGUGGGAAAUUAUUCAGCCAUAAAUCCAACCUUUUUAUACACCAAAUAGUUCACACUGGUGAAAGGCCUUAUGGGUGUAGUGAAUGUGGAAAAUCCUUUAGCCGCAAUGCUGACCUCAUUCAACACCGGAGAGUCCACACUGGAGAAAAGCCUUUUAAAUGCAGUGAAUGUGGAAAAGCCUUCAGGCACAAUUCCACACUUGUUCAGCAUCACAGAAUCCACACUGGAGUAAGGCCUUAUGAGUGCAGUGAAUGUGGGAAGUUCUUUAGCUUUAACUCAAGCCUCAUGAAGCAUCAGAGAGUUCACACUGGAGAAAGACCUUAUAAGUGCAGCGAAUGUGGGAAAUUCUACAGCCACAAGUCAAGCCUUAUUAAUCAUUGGCGAGUUCACACUGGAGAAAGGCCUUAUGAAUGCAGCGAAUGUGGGAAAUUUUUUAGCCAAAGCUCCAGCCUUGUGCAACACCGAAAAGUUCACACUGGAGAAAAGCCUUUUAAGUGCAAUGAAUGUGGAAGAUUCUUUAGUGAGAACUCUAGCCUUGUUAAACACCAGAGAGUUCACACUGGAGCAAGACCUUAUGGGUGCAGGGAAUGUGGGAAAUUUUUCCGCCACAGCUCCAGCCUUGUUAAGCAUCGGAGGAUUCACACUGGAGAAAUGCCUUAUGAGUGCAGCAGUUGUGGGAAGUCAUUUAGCCAGCGUUUCAACCUUAUACAGCACCAGAAAGUUCACAGUGGAGAAAAGUCUUGCAAGGUUCAAAUGUGACUGACCCUUGAUUUUCUACCUGAGUAUUAGAUUUUCUUAAAUAAAUGUUUAAGUGCUUCAGAGCACUUCCAGAGGCUUUAAAUGAUGUUUUUAUAAUUUUCACCCAUUUCCCUGGGAAGCCGGCCUGCAAAGCUCCUCACACUGUCAUGCUGGAAGCUGAUGCAAAUAUUUAACUUUUAAAAAAUGUGACAGCUUAUAUUCUAAAUUGUUAUGCCAUUUCACAUUUCCUGGAGUGUUUUUGCUUUCCAGUUUAUUCAUAUCUUUGCUGAGUUUUGCAUGUAAAAUAUUGGCCAUAUACUUUUAGCAAUUCUAGUAGAUGUCUAGUAGUAUUUCAUUGUGGUUUAAAUUUGCAUUUCCCUAAUGACUUGGUGUUCAGUAUUUCUCCCUUUGUAUUUGCCAUCAUAUUGUAUUGCCAUCAGUGAAUUACCUGAUCAAAGUUUUUUGCCUACUAUUAAAAGAACUGUCUUGCAAUUUCUU